Lineus longissimus is the source of this 3720-nucleotide messenger RNA. RefSeq names its product cubilin-like. The transcript has 19 exons. The coding region runs from base 112 to 3720 and encodes 1202 amino acids. The record is from RefSeq and is a predicted model, not a curated record. NCBI's taxonomy places the organism in Eukaryota, Metazoa, Nemertea, Pilidiophora, Heteronemertea, Lineidae.
GACUCCAAAAUCUGCGCUGAAGAUGUCCUCAAUGUGACCGACAGUGGCAACACUACUGCCAUCUGCGGGACAAACGCGGUCCCUGAAACUCCGGCCAAGGGUGGGAAAGUGAUGCUUAACUUUGUGUCAGAUGCCGAAGGAUCAGGAACCGGAUUUACAGCUCUGUUUACUUGUAAAUUGAAAUAUCCUAAAGCAUGUGAUCCUAACGUCACUGAACCAGAGGUGAUCAACAUCACGAGUGCGACCAUCAUAACGGAUGUGAGGUCUUUCAACCCGAUCGAGGGCAAGUACAUGAAGAAUGCCAUGUGUCGGUGGAAGGUCUGUUGGGAUCCGAGGAAAUUUAAAGUCGAAUACAAAACCGUUGGCGAUUUCGACAUCAAGACUAACAAUUCCUGCCAGCAAGAUAGGCUUGUAAUCUCCAACGAAACAGACUCAAGCAAUGUGUCCGCCUGCACGACCAGCGCGAUUGAUACAACGCAAGUGCAAGUGGAGGCGAAUUCGACCGAAGCCUGUCUCUCCGUUAACUUUACUGCGAAUGGUGAUGCCGAGGUCGGGGGAGGGUUCCAGGUGUUGAUCACUUCAGCAUAUGACGUGCCUCUGCAUUGCGAUUCUGGGAAAGCCGGCAAACAACCACCAGUAGCAGUCGCCAACACUGAGCCGAUCUACCUUUCGACUUGGGGAUAUGAACAUGGAUUCAACUAUCUUGCGAAUCAAACCUGUAUUUGGCCACAAUUCACUUGGGAUCAGCAACGAUGUACACUAGGUUACGAGACAGUUGGAGUUAUGUCCAUCUAUCAAACGGUGAACGACACGACAUGCGAAACAGAUUAUAUUGAGGUGACCACAGGAGCCGGGAAUACCACAAAGUAUUGUGGUGGCGACGCCAUCCCCCUGACUAAUGUGACAGACAGUAACUCCCUCUCGGUGAAGUUUGUAACGGAUAGCGCGACGAACACGACUGGAAAAGGCUGCAAGAUAAAGGUGCAGUGUCAGAAACGGGAAUUGUCGAAAGGUUGUUUCUAUCCUGAUGAAGACGAAGACGUCGCUGAAUACGAGUUGACGGAGCCAAGCAACGGCAUAUCCCUUACGUCCGUUGACCGCCCCAAGAACCUCAAAUACAUCCCGGGCUACAAAUGCUCCUGGAAGGUCAAGUACGAUAAUGAAAAGCUGGACCUUCUCGUCUCCACCAAGGGAAAAUUCGACCUAAAGACCGGAGCAGAUUGCACCAAGGACACACUGACGAUAAAGGAGGGAGCUAACGGGACGGAUGAAUGUGUCAAGGGGCCUAUUUCUACCAGGAGGCUCGUCAAGGAGAAUGAAACGGAGGUCAAUCACACGUCUAACAAUGAUAAUGAAGUUGGUGAAGGAUUCGAGUUGGUGUUCUUGCCAGUUCCUAAAGGUUGUGGUGGUAAACCCGUGAAAAAGGAGCUUCAAACGGAUGAGAACCUCUCCUUCUAUGGACAGAUAGAGAAUCGUACCGUAAACUAUGCUCCUGAUCUGAACUGUAACUGGGAGUAUGAAUGGGACAAAGAUCUGUUUGAUGUGUCAUACAAGAUUGAGAAUGUGAACAUCAAGGGAACACCAGCCAAGACUUGUGACAAAGGAGAUAAACUCGUCCUAGAUGAUGGGAAAGUCACCAACAACGUCUGUGGCACCGCCAAUGUGACCUUGACACCUGUUCAGACUGGUAAACUAAAGAUACAGUUCACGUCCGAUCCUGAUGCGCAAACUGGCUCAGGAUUCAAUCUGAUCCUGGUUGUCACUUUCAAAGCUUGUGUUGCGGGCGCCAAAACUCCUAUCAAGCUUGACAAACCUGAUAAGCACGAGAUCGACUUCUAUGGCGAGGGCUACCCAGAGUCUCUGAGCUGUGAAUGGAACUACCAGUGGGACACGGCGAUCUAUGAUGUGCAGUUCUGUUUCCCAAAGAUCGAAGUUACAGGGAGUAUGCCAGCUUGUGCCCAAGACAAGAUUGAUACCAUGGACGGCCAGACCAAGAAAGCGUUAUGCGGGGCGGCUGCUGUUAGCUGUAUUACAGCCGACUCCGGGAACCUUACAAUUGGAUUCAUUUCUGAUGCCAUAAAGGCUGCUGACGGCAAAGGAUUUGAGAUGGUCAUUAAGGUCUCGUAUCAAGCCUGCACGAAUGCGAAGAAGGAAAUCGUCACAGAAUUAACGAAGCCUGGCACUCACGUCCUUAAGUUCUACAAUCCUGAGAAAUACCACAAAGAUCUCAAUUGCACUUAUACAUUUAAAUGGAAUUUACAGUCCUUGACGGUCAAGCAAAAGCUUCUAAACAUGGAUAUUGACGCCUCGACAAAGAACUGUAGCAACGCGAGCACUGAUGAUUACCUUGAGAGGUCUGAUGGCAAGAAUGCGAUCAGGGUGUGUGGAAAUGCUACAGACCUACUAAAGAAACCAUUGGAGUUGAAGACAGGAUUCGCUAGCUACAAUUUCAUUUCGAACGCCGACGGCAAUAACGGGAGAGGCUUUAUCGUCGAGUUUGAAAUCACUAAACGGGUUUUGCCAAAAGCGUGCCGGGAUGGUGAUAGUAUGACCAUAAAGCUUCCAGGGAACACCACGUUAGAGUCUCUUGACAGAGAUCAGAACUUGCCUUACCUCAGCGAUCUGAAUUGUUCGACAACGCUAAAACACGAUCCCAAGAGAUUGCGCCUUUCCCUGACAACCGUUGGAGCCGUGGAUAUAAACAGCCCGAAUGCAAAGUGUGAAAAUGACUCCUUGGUCAUCCAAGAUGGCGAGAAAGGAAAUACGACCAAACACUGCCAGAACACGAAGAUAGAGACACCGAUUGAGCUGGAAUCCGGGCAUACUGUGAUCUCUUUCCAUUCCGAUGGAGCGAACGAGGGCAAGGGGUAUAGUGUCGUUGUAGCGGCUGAGCUACCCGAAGAAUGUGAUGGAGGAACAACUAUAGAAAUCACAAAUAUGACGCCACCAACACUUAUCUCUUCGUGGGCACCUGCGGAUGCUGAGAACUACAUUGGCGGUCUACACUGUACCUGGACUGUCACUUGGAAUAAACAGAAAUUUGACAUGAAAGUGAAAUCGUUGGUAAUGGACAUAGAACAAUCGGCAGGGUGUGCCAAUGACUAUCUCGAGACUCAUGCCGGUGGCGCUGCCGCGGUGAAGACGUGCGGAAACUCCGCCAUUGCAGAAACCACCAUAGAUAGCAAAGUUGAUAACUACACUGUAUCGUUUGUCUCUGAUGGAGACCAGAACUCCAAGACAACUGGUAUGGGAUUCAAACUUCAGUUUACACCAACUCUAAGGAAGUUACCUGAAGGAUGUUCGUGGGGUAAAGAGUGCACCAAUCCAAAGAAGAUAACCAUCCCCGAUGUGAACAAGAACUACACCAUUACAUCCCCAGACCGUGCGGAUGGGUUAGACUAUUCACCUGGUCUUUGCUGCCAAUAUGAGUUCAGCUGGGCGAGCGACAAAAUGGAUGUUGUCUAUGGCUUCCUGGGCUUUUUCGAAACUGAAGGCAAUGGCACAGAUUGCGAGAGGGAUUAUGUGGCGGUCACAGAUGGUGCCAGCGAAAAAGUCGAGACGUGUGGGAUGAAGCAAUAUCCAGCAUCACUGACCAAUCGAAGCCAACAACAGGCCAAGUCUAAUAAACUUGUGCUCAAGUUUAAAUCGGACAAUAAUAAUACGAGUGUUUUCAAAGGCUUUGAGGCGAUGGUGAAAUCUGUCGACUUGGAAGGUAUGUAG